AUGAAAGCAAAUAAUACUGAAAAUAAAAACGAAUCAAAGCAAGAAGUUCCUAACUCGAAUACGGGUGAUACAAAAGAUACAAAACAGGCAGUUUCUAACUCAAAUUCAAAUAAUAAUGAAACUCAAAAAAGAAGAAUUACACCAAUAGAGCUUUUUAUCGAAGAACAUGGAAAAGAAGUCAAAGAAAAGAAUCCAAACAUAAGUGAAGCUGAACUAAGAUUAAAAUACUUCCAUACUUUCCAAACUUUGCCAAUAACAGACAAAUCUGAAUACGUUUCCCGUGCUCAAAAAAUAAAUGAGGAAAGAUUUGCAUCUGAUCCAAAACCAACAAAUCAAAAUUCUCCAAGUACACCAGUUACCAAGGAAGCAUCGGAAUUAAAUAGUUUUAAGAAUCAAGUUAAAAACAAAGGCAAUCUUUUCGCAUCUCCAUUUGCAACAAAUAAUCCAUUGAGUCUUAAUUUACAUUUAAAUACAGACAUUAAUAAUAAGGCAAACGCAGAUACAAUCAAAAAGGAUGAAAACUCCAAAGAAGAAACAAAACAAAAUGACUCUAACUUGAAACCAAAUAACAACGAAGAAACAAGCAAAAGAGUUACUCCUCUUGACCUUUUCAUUGAAGAACAUGGAAAAGAAAUCAGAGCUAAAUAUCAAGAAUUUUUCGGUCUUCCUAUCCAAGAAGCGUAUACAUCCGAAUUCAAAAAAUUGACGGCUGAAGAAAAGACAAAUUACCAGCUACGUGCUUACAAAUUAAAUGAAGAAAGAUUUGGAGCAAAUACUCCAUCAGAUUCUCGAAUUAUUCAUAUGUCCAAACCUGACGCGACCAAAGGAUCAGAUUCAGGUAAUAAGUCAGAAACAGGUAAUAAUGUUAAUAAACCAACAUCCAGUACUGGAAAUGGUUUUGGAUCUGGAAAUGGCUUUGGAUCUGGAAAAGCUUUUGGAUCUGGAAAAGGUUUUGGAUCUGGAAAAGGCUUUGGUACUGGAAAUGGUUUUGGUAAUGGAAAUAGAUCUAUUACUGCAAAUGGCUUUGGUACUAAAAAAGUUUUGGGCUCUAAUUUUAUGUCAAAACUUAGAAGUGGAGUUGAUAAUAAACCAACACUUAAUGAUGGAGUUGAUAAUAAACCAACACUUAAUGAUGGAGUUGAUAAUAAACCAACACUUAAUGAUGGAGUUGAUAAUAAACCAACACUUGGUGGAGGACUUGGAAAUAAGCCAACACUUGGUGGAGGACCAGAAAAUAAGCCAGCAAUUGGAGGAUUUGGAAAUAAGCCAGCACUUGGUGGAGGACUUGGAAAUAGGCCAGCACUUGGUUAUGGAUUUGUUAAAAAGCCAGCACUUGUUAAUGGUGAUACUGGUGCUGUAAAUAAUUUUGAUACUGGAUAUCUCUAUGGAAACAGCCCUUGGGCUGUCGAUGGUCUUUUAAGAUGCAAAUUAAAUCAGCAAAGAACACAAUCUGAAAAGAAGUUGAUCUCUUAUAUUGAUCUUUUCAUUGAAGAACGAGGAGAAAAAAUAAAAGAGAAAUAUCCAGAUUUAUCAGAAAGUGACCUCCAUUCAAAAUACAUCAAAGAAUUCCAAGCUCUACCGGUUCAAGAAAAAGUUAAGUACGUUUCUCGCGCUGCAAUAUUAAAUGAUAAAGUAUAUAGCCACAAAUCUUCUAAAGAUUCUGAUGAUUCUGAUAAUUCUGAUGAUUCUGAUGAUUAUAAUGAUUAUAAUAGUAAUUCUGAGUCAACAUUAAGUGACUCAACUGAUGACCCACCAGUCGACACGGAUGCCUUGGCCCUAAUUCCUGCAUAUUCUCCUGGAACUGGAACCAGCGCUAAUACUUCUCUUGGAACUGAAUCUGGCUCUAAUACUUCUUUUGCUGGUCGUGGACUUGGUGCUUCUACAAAAAUUAGUGGUGGACUUAGUGCUUCUACAAAAAUUGGUGGUGGACUUGGUGCUUCUACAAAACUUGGUGGUGGACUUAGUGCUUCUACAAAAAUUGGUGGUGGACUUAGUGCUUCUACGAAAAUUGAUGGUGGACUUGGUACUCCUGCAAAAAUUGGUGGUGGACUUGGUGCUUCUACAAAAAUUGGUGGUGGAUUUGGUGCUUCUACAAAAAUUGGUGGUGGACUUGGUGCUUCUACAAAAAUUGGUGGUGGAUUUGGUGCUACUACACAUAUUGGAACUGGAACUGGUUCUAAUACUUCUCUUCGUACUGGAAUUGAUGCUAAAAUUAGCAACAAAGGUGUGGAAAUGUUUAUCAAAGUCAGACAAAGACAUGAUGACUCUUUACCAAGACAACAAUUAAUAAAGUUAUAUGGCAAUUUGCCUCAAUCGAUUCGUCGUGAUUACGAAGAAAUUGCAGAGAUGCUUAACCAGAAAGAAAAUGAACAACCAAUUGAAGGAAAAACAUCAAAUGUUAAAACUGCCACCAAAGAAGAUCCAAAGGAAGAAAAAAUCGUUAAGCAACAAAAGAAAGACAAGAAGCAUAAGAAACACAAAAAAGAAUCUUCAUCAAGUUCAGAUGAUGAAAGUUCAAAGGAUAGAAAGAGAAAGAAACAUCGGAUUACAGUCAUCAACGUUUACCCAACACCAAAUCAGUUUAUGUAUCCGUAUUUCAAUCAGCAAUUCUUCCCCCAACAAGCAAGGCCUCCGAUCCGCAGAUUCUCGUCUUCUUCUUCGACAUAUUCCUCGUCAUCAUCGGACUAA
Trichomonas vaginalis G3 is the source of this 2688-nucleotide messenger RNA. RefSeq names its product positive regulation of nitrogen compound metabolic process. The record is from RefSeq and is a predicted model, not a curated record. The transcript has a single exon. NCBI's taxonomy places the organism in Eukaryota, Parabasalia, Trichomonadida, Trichomonadidae. Bases 1 to 2688 code for a protein of 895 amino acids.